Molecule: messenger RNA, 2392 nt
Organism: Phyllostomus discolor (pale spear-nosed bat)
Lineage: Eukaryota; Metazoa; Chordata; Mammalia; Chiroptera; Phyllostomidae
Gene: C3H9orf85
Product: chromosome 3 C9orf85 homolog
Exons: 4
Coding region: 186-671 (161 amino acids)
Source: RefSeq, a predicted model, not a curated record
GCGCUAAAGCCUCGAAGUUGCUGAGGAGCUGAGGGUGUCCUUUGACCUCCUACAGAGUCACGUGGGCUGGCAGGGGCGGGGCGGAAAAGCCGAAUAAGUUCCUUCCGGGUCAGUGACGGAGGCGUCUACUCCGAGAGGUAGUUUCUGGCGGGUUGGUCUUAUCUGCAUCUUCGUUGUCCCAGCGCAUGGUGAUUGUGAUUUUGACGAUGAGCUCCCAGAAAGGGAACGUGGCCCGUUCCAGGCCUCAGAGGCAUCAGAAUACGUUUAGCUUCAAAAAUGACAAGUUUGAUAAGACUGUUCAAACCAAGAAAAUUAAUGAAAAACUUCAUGAUGGAGUAUGUCAGCGCUGUAAAGAAGUUCUUGAAUGGCGUGUAAAAUACAGCAAAUACAAACCAUUGUCAAAGCCUAAAAAAUGUGUUAAAUGUUUACAAAAGACAGUGAAGGAUUCUUAUCACAUAAUGUGUAGACCAUGUGCCUGUGAACUUGAAGUUUGUGCAAAAUGUGGGAAAAAAGAAGACAUUGUUAUUCCGUUUAAUAAAGAACCAGAAAAGACAGAAGACAUUGAAAAUAACCCACGUUCCAGCCAUAGAAAAAGCUGCAGAAGAAAUGAAGAAAGUGCUGAUUUAGAUUUUGAUAUUGAUUUAGAUGACGCAGAAGAAGAUGACAAAUAAAUUAAUAUAUUAAAAAUGUGAAAACAUGAAAUUCUGAACAUUUUGACUUUGAGGAUUUUACCAGAAAAUACUGUGAAAUUCUAAUGAAGAAUUUGGAAUAACCUAUAGAAAUGGCCAUAUUUGUACAUGGACAGUAUAAAUUGUAUAUGAUAUGAAUAAUUAUAAAACUUUAAUUCAGAGUUAAAUUCUUAAUAAAUUUUUAAGUAACAUAUGCCAAAGUGAGGAUUGGGAUAUCAAAUUCAGCUCAUGGUAAUUAUUUAGAAAAAUAUACUACCUAAUAUCAGAGUAAACAAGAUUCAGAAUUGAUGGUUAUAUAAGAACUGUCCCAUGGAAAAAUCAGAUGACAUUAUUACUGCUAGCUUCAAAAAUUGGUCCUCAGUAUGUACUUUUUAAUAAAUUGAUAUCAAGUAAAUGACCCACAUUAAAAAAGCCCCCUUACUUAAUGUUUGGUUGCUUUAUAAUUAUUUUUUAAUAAUAAGUUUAACAAGUAUAGAAGUUUUUUCUUUGAAAGGUAUCUUUAUAUACAUCAUCCCAUUAUUUACCUUUGUUUUUCUGUGAAGUAUACAUACAGAAAACACAUAUAAUAUAUAUGUAUAGUUUAAUAAAUAAUUAUAAAGAAAACACAUCUAUUCCCAGAUGAAGAAACUACUCCUAAACAGCCCUAGCUGAUGUGGCUCAGUUGUUUAAGUGUUGGCUUGCAAACCAAAGGGUCACUGGUUCAAUUCCCAGUGAGGACAUGUUCCUGGGUUGCAGGACAGGUCCCUGGUAGGGGAGCGUUUGAGAGGCAACUACACAUUGAUGUUUCUCUCCCUCUUUUUCUCCCUCCCUUCCUCUCUCUCUAAAAAUAAAUAAAUAAAAUCUUUAGAAAAAAAGAAACUACUCCUAAACGAUAUAAAUCAGCUUUAUCUAAUUUUUGAACUUUUUUCUUUUUACCUCAAAAAAUAUUAAACCUAAAGAAAAGUAACAAAAUAAUACAAUGAACCUCUGUAUACUCCCACCUAGAUUCAUAUUUGUUAACAAUUUGCCAUGUUUCAUUUAUUUAUUUAUUUGCAUUUGAAUGGGUGGAAAUGGAUAUGCAUUUUAUUUGCUGAGCCGUUUGAAAAUAGUAAGUGGCAGGCAUUGGUUUUGAACAGACUUAUACUAUGCAUGUUAUUUUGUAUCUCUUCUGUAUUUCAUUAUUAUGAAAUUGGUGAGAUUGAUCCAGGUUGUUACAAGAGCCCUGAUUCGUUCAUUUGACAUUACCUUGUUUUAUUCUAUUGUGUUUCCAUAGCACAAUUUAUUUAUACUGUCUAUGUUGAGGGACAUUUGAGUUAAUCUCAGUUUUUUUUCUAUUAAAAACAAUACUGCUGUUACCAUUGUUUUAUGUGUUUUUUGAAACAUGUCUUAUUUCUUGGUAUACAUUUCUGUAUAUGUGAAUCUAGCAGCGGUUGAGGGUAUCAGGUUUAUACGUCUUCAGUAUUACAAUAUAAUGCCAAGCUGUCUUUCCAGAAGGAUUGUUAUCUCCCUCCCCCAGUGUUAGGGUUCCAGUGUUUCUGUGUUGUUUCCAAUACUUGGUAUCAGACUUGCAAAUUUUGUCAACUUGAUAUGUGUGUGAUGUAUGUCUUUGCCUCAUUGAUUUUUAUUUCUCCAGUACCAAGUUUGAGCUCUUAUUUUACAUUUUGACUGGUUUUUUGGUUAUUAGAUGCUAUUAAGGCAUUAUUUUAAUAAUGUUAUUUAAGAAA